Arabidopsis lyrata subsp. lyrata is the source of this 1938-nucleotide messenger RNA. RefSeq names its product serine/threonine-protein kinase GRIK1. The record is from RefSeq and is a predicted model, not a curated record. Gene Ontology annotation, molecular function: ATP binding; protein serine/threonine kinase activity. Gene Ontology annotation, cellular component: cytoplasm. Lineage: Eukaryota; Viridiplantae; Streptophyta; Magnoliopsida; Brassicales; Brassicaceae. The transcript is spliced from 12 exons. Bases 454 to 1656 code for a protein of 400 amino acids. Gene Ontology annotation, biological process: protein phosphorylation; intracellular signal transduction.
UUGGUCAUUAAAACACAACAAAAAUAAGUUGCCUGUCCCCAAUAGAAACGAAACUACAAAUUUCUUUGGUGUCAAUUCUCAGUUCUUACGCACGACGCGACGUCCCUGAGCCCUAGCUUCCGGCAAAUCCUUUCUUCUUUUUUCUUCAUGUCCUUUGCUUCAUUUCGAAUCGAAUUCCAUUUUGAAUAAGCUUGGAGUUCAUUUUGACUUUAUUGUUGGAUCUUAUAGUUGAUACAAAUUUGGGGAAGAGUUGAGAUCAAUAUAUCUUUAGUAUAAAGUGGAGCUUCGACAUGUUGCGUUUCAGUUUUAGUGGUUUCGAUAUCUCAAGUUGUUUUAUUCAUCUUGCUGAAUGGCAUCCUUUGGAAUAACAAAGCUUACCGGGCUUAAAGCCCCUCUUUUUGCAGAGUUUCGUUACUGUUAGCUUUUGGGAAUUCAUAAAUUUUGGAGUAGAUAAUGUUUCGCGAUAGUUUUUCAUUUGUCCAAGCGAUGAGUUGCUUCGGGUGUUUUGGUGGCUCUGAGAGAUCAAGACAAUCACCAAAUCCAUAUGAUGAUGAUACAUAUUCCAAUGAUGGUGAUGUAACCAGCAAUGUGGGAGGAGAUGAUGAAGAAGAAGAAGAGGAAGUAGAGGAGCAGAGCCGUUCCAAACGAUCAGAAGAAAUUUUGAAAUCUAAAUUACAAAAUGGACUAAUCUGCAGGCAGUUUCCAGUGAAGGAAACUAAUAAACUAACACGUGGAGAGGAUGAAGAUGGAAACAAGACAAUAAAUGAGUUUGUUCGUGAGCGUAAAAUUGGAUCUGGUAGUUAUGGGAAAGUGGUUCUAUAUCGAAGCACUGUCGAUGACAAGCAUUAUGCUAUUAAGGCUUUUCACAAGUCAUAUUUACUAAAGCUACGGGUUGCGCCUUCAGAAACUGCGAUGGGGGAUGUUCUUCGUGAGGUUAUGAUUAUGAAAGUUUUGGAGCAUCCUAAUAUCGUUAAUCUCAUUGAGGUGAUUGACGACCCUGAGUUUGAUGAUUUUUACAUGGUUCUCGAAUAUGUUGAUGGAAAAUGGGCCUAUGAUGAUUCUGGACCACCGGGUGCUCUCGGAGAAAUUACUGCUAGAAAGUACUUGCGCGAUGUAGUUGCCGGCCUCAUGUACCUUCAUGCUCAUAAUGUAAUUCAUGGGGACAUCAAACCGGACAAUUUACUGGUUACUAGUACCGGGAGAGUGAAAAUAGGAGAUUUCAGUGUCAGCCAAGUAUUCAAGGAUGAUGAUGAUCAACUCCGCAGAUCUCCUGGCACUCCUGUCUUUACUGCCCCAGAAUGUUGUUUAGGUAUAACAUACAGUGGAAGAUCUGCAGACACGUGGGCAGUGGGAGUUACUUUGUAUUGUAUGAUAUUAGGACAAUACCCGUUUCUGGGUGAUACACUUCAGGAUACUUAUGACAAGAUUGUUCACAACCCGUUGAUAAUACCGGAAGGACUGAAUCCUCAUCUCAGGGACUUGAUCGAAGGUCUCCUUUGCAAAGAUCCAAACCAGAGGAUGACGUUGAAAGCUGUGGCGGAGCAUCCAUGGGUCACAGGAGAAGACGGAGCUAUUUCGGAAUACUUUUGUUGGUGCAAACGCAAAGCUGAAGAAGAGGAAGAACCUAAUGGGAUCGAAACCGUAGCUGAAAGCUAAAACCGGUAUACUUGAACAUAGCAAUCAUAUUUUUGCAUGUUGGCGGUUAGAAGCGCUUGCGUUUUAAGUUGUUAUAACUCCUUUAGGCAUGUUUUGAGACUCUGUUGAUUGUCUCCGACUCUCCGUCAUGUAAUGAGACUCUUGAUUGUCCUUUUCUCUCCUUAGUUUUUUCACUCUGUUUUGUUUUCCGAUACACAUAUUGGAUGCAUGUUUUGGAUCAUUGUAUUGUAUCUACUGCCUACUUGAAUUGUUGUUAUAAAUCAAUGAUGUUUAUUUUAAUUU